Molecule: messenger RNA, 1041 nt
Organism: Mobula hypostoma (lesser devil ray)
Lineage: Eukaryota; Metazoa; Chordata; Chondrichthyes; Myliobatiformes; Myliobatidae
Product: gamma-crystallin S-1-like
Exons: 5
Coding region: 142-1041 (299 amino acids)
Biological process (GO): lens development in camera-type eye; visual perception
Molecular function (GO): structural constituent of eye lens
Source: RefSeq, a predicted model, not a curated record
AUCUUCUACGAGGACAGGAACUUCCAGGGUCGGCACUAUGAGUGCAGCUCCGACUCUGCCGACCUCUCCCCUUACUUCAGCCGCUGUAACUCCAUCCGUGUCGAGAGUGACUGGUGGGUGUUGUACGAGAGACCCAACUACAUGGGAUACCAAUAUGUCCUGAGCAGGGGAGAGUAUCCUGACUACCAGCGCUGGAUGGGAUUCAAUGACACAAUCAGGUCAUGUCGCACCUACCCUUACGUAAGUGGAAACUACAGAAUGAGGAUUUACGAAAGGCCUGACUUUGCAGGGCAGAUGAUGGAGUUCAUGGACGACUGUUCCUCUGUCUACAAUCGUUUCCGCUACCGUGACAUCCACUCCUGUCAGGUGCUGGAUGGUUACUGGAUCUUCUAUGAACAUCCCAACUACAGAGGCCGACAGUACUUCCUGACACCUGGGGAAUACAGGAGGUAUAGUGACUGGGGUGGCUACAACUCAAUGAUCGGGUCCUUCAGGCGCAUGAGGGACUUAUCAAUCACUCAAAACACUUUAUCAUUCUCGAUGAACUUCCAGGGUCGGCACUAUGAGUGCAGCUCCGACUGUGCCGACCUCUCCCCUUACUUCAGCCGCUGUAACUCCAUCCGUGUCGAGAGUGACUGGUGGGUGUUGUACGAGAGACCCAACUACAUGGGAUACCAGUAUGUCCUGAGCAGGGGAGAGUAUCCUGACUACCAGCGCUGGAUGGGAUUCAAUGACUGUGUCAAGUCCUGUCGCAGUUACCCACCUUACCGAGGUGGAAACUACAGGAUGAGAAUUUACGAGAGGCCUGACUUUGCAGGACAGAUGAUGGAAUUCAUGGACGAAUGUUCCUCAGUCUACGAUCGUUUCCGUUACCAUGACAUCCACUCCUGUCAGGUGAUGGAUGGUUACUGGAUCUUCUAUGAACAUCCCAACUACAGAGGCCGACAGUACUUCCUGAGACCCGGGGAAUACAGGAGAUACAGUGACUGGGGUGGAUACAACUCAAUGAUCGGCUCCUUCAGGCGCAUGAGGGACUUCUAA